This is a messenger RNA of Solanum dulcamara, 3357 nucleotides long. RefSeq lists its product as uncharacterized. NCBI's taxonomy places the organism in Eukaryota, Viridiplantae, Streptophyta, Magnoliopsida, Solanales, Solanaceae. The record is from RefSeq and is a predicted model, not a curated record. The coding region runs from base 1 to 3357 and encodes 1118 amino acids. Gene Ontology annotation, biological process: DNA integration. The transcript is spliced from 4 exons. Gene Ontology annotation, molecular function: nucleic acid binding; RNA-DNA hybrid ribonuclease activity.
AUGGUAGUCCGGAGGAGGCCCGAGACCCACCCUUCUAAAAAUAACUUAAAACCUGCCAAUAUCAUGUCAUGUCACAAGCUAAAUGAACAAAAUGAGAUAGAUGGUGAUGAGUUUGAGGAUUAUAAUGAAGAGGAUCAGUACAAGCCAAAUCAAGAGGAAACUGAGGUUGUGAAUCUGGGAGAUAACGAGUGUACCAAGGAAACCAGAAUCAGUGUCCAUUUAACAAAAGCUCAGAGGAAAGAACUUACCAGUUUGCUUGGAGAGUAUAUCGACAUAUUUGCUUGGUCUUAUGAUGAUGUGUCAAGUUUGAGUGUAGACAUCGUGUCUCAUAAAUUGCCAAUAAAUCCGGAUUGCAGUCCAGUAAAACAAAAGACUCGAAAAUUCAAGCCAGAUUUAAGUUUGAAGAUCAAAGAAGAGGUUACCAAGCAAAUUCAAUCUGGAGUUGUGGAAGUGACGAAAUAUCCGACUUGGUUAGCCAACAUUGUUCCAGUCCCUAAGAAGGAUGGCAAGAUCAGAAUCUGUGUUGAUUAUAGAGAUCUGAACAAAGCUAGCCCUAAAGACAACUUUCCAUUGCCAAAUAUCCACAUUCUCAUUGAUAAUUGUGCCAAGCAUGAGAUGCAGUCAUUUGUGGAUUGCUACACAGGUUAUCACCAGAUUCUAAUGGAUGAAGAAGAUGCAGAAAAGAUAGCAUUCAUCACACCGUGGGGUGUGUAUCACUAUCGAGUAAUGCCAUUUGGUCUUAAAAAUGCUGGGGCUACUUACAUGAGAGCCAUGACAACUAUCUUUCAUGAUAUGAUUCACAAAGAAAUUGAAGUAUAUAUGGAUGAUGUCAUUAUCAAAUCCCGCGAGAGUGAGGGUCAUUUGACUCACUUGAAAAAAUUCUUUGAUCGUUUGCGCAAAUACAAUCUAAAAUUAAAUCCCGCUAAAUGUGCUUUUGGAGUGCCAGCUGGCAAGUUAUUGGGGUUUAUAGUCAGUAGAAGGGGUAUCGAGCUUGAUCCCUCUAAAAUCAAAUCGAUUCAAGAAUUACCUCCACCAAAGACUAAAAAGGAACUACUGAAAAAAGAUGCAUUGACAAAAUGGACUGAAGAAUGUCAGACAGCUUUCGAAGCUAUCAAAAGUUACUUGUCUAAUCCACCGGUGCUAGUUCCUCCGAGGGAAGGAGUUCCAUUGUUGCUAUAUCUGUCUGUCUCAGAUAAUGCAUUUGGAUGCGUGCUAGGCCAGCAUGAUGAGACGGGGAAGAGGGAACGAUCAAUCUACUACUUAAGCAAGAAGUUUACUCCAUACGAGGCUCGUUACACUCUUUUGGAGAAAACUUGUUGUGCUUUAACCUGGAUUGCUCAAAAGUUGAGACAUUACUUGUCUUCAUACACUACAUAUCUCAUUUCCAAGAUGGAUCCUUUAAAGUAUAUUUUUCAGAAAGCGAUACCCACUAGGAAAUUGGCAAAAUGGCAGAUGUUGCUGAGUGAGUUUGAUAUUGUGUAUGUGACCCAAAAGGCGAUAAAAGCACAAGCCUUGGCGGAUCAUCUCGCAGAAAAUCUAGUAGACAAAAAGUAUGAACCGCUCAAAACUUAUUUUCCCGAUGAAGAGGUAUUAUUUGUAGGAGAAAAUAUCUCCGAAGCAUACCCUGGUUGGAGAGUAUUUUUUGAUGGAGCGGUGAAUCAUGAAGGAAGUGGAAUUGGAGCAGUCCUAAUAUCGGAAUCUGGCCAAUAUUACCCUAUGGCAGCCAAACUCCGAUUUCGUUGCACGAACAACAUGGCUGAGUAUGAAGCAUGCAUCAUGGGUCUAAAAAUGGCGGUCGAUAAAGACAUUCAAGAGUUGUUGGUAAUAGGAGAUUCAGAUUUGCUGAUUCACCAGGUUCAAGGAGAGUGGGCUGUGAAAAAUUCGAAGAUUGCACCAUACGUGAAGUUAGUGCAAAGGUUGUGUAAAAGAUUUCGCAAGAUCGAGUUUAGGCAUACCCCAAGGUUGCAGAACGAAUUUGCUGACACUCUUGCUACUAUCUCCUCAAUGAUCAAACAUCCAGAUACAAGUUACAUUGAUCCUGUGGAGAUAUACUUGAAAGAACAACCCGCUCACUGUUCGCAUGUAGAAGUAGAACCAGAUGGGAGACCUUGGUAUUUUGACGUAAAAAGGUAUCUAGAAACUGGAACUUAUCCAGAGAAUGCGACUUUCAAUCAGAAGAAAGCAAUACGUCGGAUGGCUAACAAUUUCUUUCCAAGUGGAGAAAUCCUUUAUAGGAGAACUCCAGAUAUGGGUCUUCUCAGAUGUGUCGAUGCUAUUGAAGCCACGAAGCUUCUCGAACAGAUUCACGCGGGAGUUUGUGGAACUCACAUGAAUGGGCUUACCUUGGCGAAAAAGAUCCUUCGAUCCGGCUAUUUUUGGAUGACUAUGGAGCAUGAUUGUUGUAAGUAUAUGCAAAAAUGUCAUCAAUGUCAAGUGCAUGGUGAUUUGAUUCGAGUACCUCCUCACGAACUUAAUGCUAUGAGUUCUCCUUGGCCAUUUGUGGCUUGGGGAAUGGAUGUCAUUGGUCCAAUAGAGCCAUUCGCCUCUAAUGGACACAUGUUCAUUUUAGUUGCUAUUGAUUACUUCACCAAGUGGGUGGAAGCAGCCUCGUAUAAAUCAGUCACGAAGAAGGUAGUAGCAGACUUCAUCCGUAACAAUUUGAUAUGUAGAUUUGGGAUACCGAAUUCCAUCAUUACUGAUAAUGGAGCAAAUCUCAAUAGUCAUUUGAUGAAAGAGAUAUGUGAGCAAUUCAAGAUUAAUCAUCGAAACUCAACUACAUAUCGUCCUCAAAUGAAUGGAGCCGUAGAAGCUGCCAACAAGAACAUCAAAAAGAUCUUGAGGAAAAUGAUUGGCAAUCACAGAGGUUGGCAUGAAAUGUUGCCAUAUGCUCUGUUGGGAUACCGAACAACUGUCAGAACAUCAAUUGGAGCAACUCCAUACUUGCUAGUGUAUGGGACGGAGGCCGUAAUCCCUGCCGAAGUGGAAAUACCUUCAUUGAGAAUUAUUCAAGAAGCUGAAUUGAGCAACGCCGAUUGGGUUCGUAAUCGAAUUGAACAUUUGGCCUUGAUUGAUGAAAAGAGAAUGACUGCCGUUUGCCAUGGUCAACUGUACCAGCAAAGAAUGACUCGUGCUUUUAACAAGCGAGUGAGACCAAGAACAUUUGAAGUUGGUCAGUUGGUUCUCAAACGCAUUUUUCCACAUCAAAAUGAGUAUAAAGGAAAGUUUGCGCCAAAUUGGCAAGGACCAUACAUGGUGCGCCAAGUGUUGUCUGGAGGUGCCUUGAUAUUAUCCGAGAUGGAUGGACAAGAAUGGCCGAAGCCAAUCAACUCAGACGCCGUCAAAAGAUACUAUGUAUGA